Messenger RNA from Engraulis encrasicolus (European anchovy), 2819 nucleotides. It is a transcript of the gene tbk1, whose product is annotated as TANK-binding kinase 1. NCBI's taxonomy places the organism in Eukaryota, Metazoa, Chordata, Actinopteri, Clupeiformes, Engraulidae. The transcript has 21 exons. The coding region runs from base 61 to 2241 and encodes 726 amino acids. Gene Ontology annotation, cellular component: cytoplasm. The record is from RefSeq and is a predicted model, not a curated record. Gene Ontology annotation, molecular function: protein serine/threonine kinase activity; ATP binding. Gene Ontology annotation, biological process: peptidyl-serine phosphorylation.
GUCAACAUAAGAAAACGGAAGACAAGUUGGCAUUGUCGGGUUGGUGCAUCAGAAGCCAUCAUGCAAAGCACAACAAAUUACCUGUGGUUAAUAUCAGACCUACUGGGUCAAGGAGCCACAGCAAACGUCUACCGCGGCAGACACAAGAAAACAGGGGACCUGUAUGCGGUGAAGGUCUUCAACAACCUGAGCUUCCUGCGGCCCUUAGACGUCCAGAUGAGGGAGUUUGAGGUGCUGAAGAAGCUGAACCACAAGAACAUCGUCAAGCUCUUCGCCGUGGAGGAGGAGUCAAACACAAGACACAAGGUGUUGGUGAUGGAGUAUUGUCCAUGUGGCAGCCUCUACACAGUACUGGAGGAGUCCUCCAACGCCUACGGUCUGCCAGAAGACGAAUUCCUCAUCGUGCUGCAGGAUGUCGUCGCCGGCAUGAACCAUCUGCGUGAGUACGGCAUCGUGCACAGAGACAUAAAGCCGGGCAACAUCAUGCGAGUGAUCGGGGAGGACGGCCGCUCCGUCUACAAGCUCACAGACUUCGGGGCCGCCCGGGAACUGGAGGACGACGAACAGUUCGUAUCACUCUACGGCACAGAGGAAUACCUGCACCCAGACAUGUAUGAGCGUGCGGUGCUGCGCAAGGACCACCAGAAGAAGUACGGGGCCACAGUAGACCUGUGGAGUAUCGGGGUGACCUUCUACCACGCCGCCACCGGCAGCCUGCCCUUCAGGCCCUUCGAGGGGCCCCGCCGCAACAAGGAAGUCAUGUAUAAGAUCAUUACAGAAAAGCCGUCUGGAACCAUCUCUGGGCAGCAGAAGUUUGAGAAUGGCAAGAUCGAGUGGAGCUCGGAGAUGCCCGUAUCCUGCAGCCUGUCCAAGGGUCUCCAGAGUCUGCUGACCCCCGUGCUGGCCAACAUCCUGGAGGCGGACCAGGAGAAGUGCUGGGGCUUCGACCAGUUCUUCGCCGAGACCAGCGACAUCCUGCACCGCAUGGUGGUCUACGUCUUCAGCCUGCAGCAGGCCACGCUGCACCACGUCUACAUACACAAGUACAACACAGCCACCCUGUUCCAGGACGUGCUGUAUCGCUGGACCACCAUUCAGCCGGGCAGCCAGGAGUUCCUGUACGAGGGGCGGCGCCUCAACCUGGACCCCAACCGGCAGGCGCAGACCUUCCCGCCCACCUCCCGCGACAACCCCAUCAUGCUCGUCAGCAGGGAACUCGUCAACACCGUCGGACUCAUCUUCGAGGACCCCAGCCCACCCAAAGUGCAGCCCCGCUACGACCUGGACCUGGACGCCAGCUACGCAAAAACGUUCGCAGGGGACGUUGGUCACUUGUGGAAGACAUCAGAGUCACUGCUGGUUUACCAAGAGCUCGUCAGAAAAGGAGUAAGAGGUCUGAUAGAGCUGAUAAAGGAGGACUUCACUGAGACGGCCCACAAGAAAGCAGAGGUCUUCCACAUGUGCAACUUCUGCAACCAGAUCCUCGAGAAAACAGAACAACUCUACCAAAUACUGAUGCAGGCCAACCUGGCGUCGUCAGAAUACGAUGAAAUCUCAGACAUGCACAAAAAAGUGUUGCGGCUUUCAAGUUCACUAAGUUCUAUGGACCAGACGAUGCAGGACAUCAAAAACAAGUUUGUGCCGGGGGGCAUGCUGACAGACGCUUGGACACAGCAAGUGGGCACACAUCCAGACGACCGAAAUGUGGAGAAAAUUAAAGUCCUCUUGGAUGCCAUCACUGCCAUCUACCAUCAGUUCAAAAAGGACAAGGCCGAAAGACGUCUCCCUUAUAACGAAGAACAGAUCCACAAAUUUGACAAGCAAAAGCUGGUGCUGCAUGCGACCAAGGCUCGGGCUCUGUUUACAGACGAGUGCGCUAUGAAGUAUCGGCUCUUCAUCUCCAAGAGCGAAGAAUGGAUGAGGAAGGUGCACCACGUGAGGAAGCAGCUGUCCUCUCUAAACGGCCAGUUCAUCAACAUGGAACAGGAGGUCACCAUGCUCAUGCAGCACGUCUACAAGCUCCAAGAGCCAUUACCCCAGAAGAUCAUGCCCCUAAUCUCUGGCGGCAUGAAGCCUCAGGCGUACCUCAGCCAGAGCACACUGGUGGAGAUGACCCUCGGGAUGAAGAAACUGAAGGAGGAGAUGGAGGGAGUGGUGAAGGAGCUGGCAGAAAACAAUCACUUCCUGGAACGAUUUGGAACAUUGACACUGGACGGUGGACUGAGAAACGAUCGGAUAUAACAAUGACCCCAGCCCUAUAUGUGAAUCCCUCCCCUAUCCUCCCAAUUCCAAAAUACUCCCUCCGAGUCUAGGGUGUGUGCGUGUGCGUGCGUGCACGCGUGUGCGUGUGUGUGUCUGUGAGAGAGAGAGAGAGAGAGAGAGAGAGAGAGAGAGAGAGAGAGAGAGAGAGAGAGAGAGAGAGAGAGAGAGAGAGAGAGAGAGAGAGAGAGAGAGAGAAUAUGCGUGUGCAUGUACAGUACGUGUGUGUGUGAGUGAGAGAGAGAGAGAGAGAGAGAGAGAGAGAGAGAGAGAGAGAGAGAGAGAGAGAGUGUUAGUGAGUGUGAUUGUUGGUAAUGAGUGAGGCACCGGAGGAGAGACCCCAAUGUACAUAUUGCAUAGUGCUGUAAAUAUUGCCACGUAUCGCCAGUUAUCCAGGAUUAUGUUUAUACUGUAAUUUUCAUCUCCUGUCCCACAACUGAAAGCCCCCUUUCCAUCGCCACCCCCACCUCACUCCAAAAUGAAUGAACCAAUAUGACCUUUGACCCCUUAAACCUUAAAGUGAUAUUGUCCCAUUUUUGGAAAUAAGCUUAUAUUACACC